Molecule: messenger RNA, 1238 nt
Organism: Ectocarpus sp. CCAP 1310/34
Lineage: Eukaryota; Phaeophyceae; Ectocarpales; Ectocarpaceae
Source: the annotation of a GenBank genome assembly
GGUGCAAGCUCUUCUUCUGCGGUCGAGACGUGCGGGUUAAUUCUACACUUCUAGACGUAAUGCCGGGCGUCCGGAAGCCUGCGUCGUAUGUGGCCCGGAACUCAUUCGGUGGGCAACAGGAGGCAGACAACAACGCCGUCCACAGCACGAUACCGAUUCACGGGACGAACAAAAAGAUGGGGCGGGAACCACGCCGUGAUACUGGCGGCACUCGAGCAAGACCUCCUCUCUUGGUGAGAAUCCUCGUGAGGUCAGUCACCGACCCUCGUGUGGUGACGUUGUUGGUGCUGACCGCCGUGACCUCCCCGGCGCUGUUCUUCUUCGGGCGGGACGCACAUCGUCCCGAGGGGACAAGAACCAGCCGUCUGCAGACAGACCCAGACCCACGGCGACCAGCUACUGCCGUGCUGUUUCCCAGAACGCUGCAGCAGCCGUCCUUACUGCCUCUGCGAUCGCAACAACAGCCCCUGACCCCAGGCCAGCAGCAGCAGCAGCCUGGCAGUAUGCCGCCACCAACAGAAGAAACGGUGAAGGAUAAACCUGUUGAGGAGUGGGCGAAAACAGCUGAUGCGGUGUCACCUUGGAAGCCGGCGGUCCUGCCGCUGGAAGAGGCGAAGGACGCGCCACCAGACAGAGGAGAGGAGUGCUUGCCGAGCCCGUUGUGCGAAAAGCGAGUUGACCCGUCCAAGUUCGAGUUUGGGUGCGAGGAAAUAGAGUCGAUGCUUGCAGACGAGAAGAAGCUGAUCGGCCACGGCAACAUCAGGGAUGUCUACCUCGUUGAAUGGGGGGGGCGGAAGCUGGUCGUCAAGGCCCUUCGCGAGGACUUCGAGCUGAGAGCUAGCAGGAGGAGAGCGGACAAGAUCCACCGCUGGGAGGCCACGGCGCUAGACGAGGUUCGGGGGCACCCCAACAUCGUCGACAUGCUGGGCCUCUGCGAGUCGUCUUCGGUGUCGGAGUUUUUCCCCAGCCGCCUGGAUGACCUGGUCCUCAAAGACGGGGCUAAACCACUGCCGAUCGCAUUGGUGGUGUCCAUGGCUCUGGACGCCGCUCGAGGGCUGCAGGCCCUCCACGAGGCUCCAGGGGGAGCCAUCGUCCACUCCGACAUCAACCCGCAGCAGCUCAUGCUGGACGAGUACGGGAGGAUCAAGAUCAACGAUCUCAGCAUGUGUAGGUUUCCGCCGGCCGACGCGGAAGGGAACACUUGCCCGUACCCCGCACGCGCGCGUAAAUCAGGUUAG